Molecule: messenger RNA, 1308 nt
Organism: Oikopleura dioica
Lineage: Eukaryota; Metazoa; Chordata; Appendicularia; Copelata; Oikopleuridae
Source: the annotation of a GenBank genome assembly
AUGAGAGUUUUGCAUCUUUUCGUGAAUCAAGAAAAUGAAAUUCUUGCAGUCGUCGACGGAACUAACAAAAGCGGUUACGAAAUCCAAGCUGCAGCGAGAAGCGAAAACGUCCCAGACAGAAUCUUCAACUACUCAAAACAAGAUAUUCCGUUGUCAAAAUCCCUCAAAUUGAAUACAAAACUGCUCGAAGAGGAAAUCAAUACUCUGCGGCGCGAGGAGCAGACUGGUGUCAAUGUAGAGCUAGCGAAAACAUUCCAAAUGUUAAUUGAACAUCUCAUCUGUCUACGCGAUUUUAGUUGGAAGAUGAAUUUCUUUGAAGCGGGGGGAACGUCGAUCGAUGCCAUGAUCCUGCUCAACGAGCUUAGACCUCCUCCCGAAUAUCACGCACAGUUUUUAAACUCGCUAAAGAACGAGAAUCUUUCAACUGUCAGAAGAAACCUUGAAAAAGUCGACGAAGUUGUCAGAAACUCCACUCAAACUUCGAUCAAGUAUUCGAGCAUUGAAAAUUUCUGUGCUGAUCCCUCAUUGUCACCGUAUUUCUUUGAUGAUGACAAAUUGCCGCGAUCGUUCAAGCUCGACAUGCGGAAAUUUUGGGCGGUGGAUGUUGGAUCAUGCGCCGACUGUGACCCAUUAUUAUUGAGCCAUGAAGACGGGGAAGAACAUCUGGUCAUUAUUGGAACACACGAUGGCGGUUUACACGCUGCUAAUGCCAGAACUGGAACGCUUUUAUGGUCUCAGAAUUUUACGUCCAAAGCUGCUGGAUAUUUACUGUGGCACUCGAUGCUCUUCGUGGCGGAAAGUGGAAAAUAUUUACACUUGCUCGAUCCGAGAACAGGCGAUGUUCUGCUCACUGAAGACAAUCAAGGGGGAGCUAGAGGACCGCCGAUGAUUUACGGCGAAUCGGUUUUAGUUUACAACGAAAACAUUCUCCUUUAUGACUGGGACGUGUCCCUUUGUAAGCUGAUUCUGAAAGAAAAGAUAAAUAUUGGCGAAACAAUGAUGGCAAAGCCCUUACUCACGCAAAAUAACGAUCUGAUAGUCGCCACAGCAAAGGGAAAAAUCAUCAAAAUCUCAGAAAGUAGACCCGUCUUUCAGUUAAGAAUUGGAGGGCCUAUUUUCAACACACCGGUCGAAGAAAAUGGAGAGCUUUUGGUGAUGAAUGUGAAGGGACUUUUGACGAGAAUUAACAAAGAAGGAACUGUAAAAAGUGCUACGAAAAUCACCGAAAAGACAGUCUUUGCUCCGAUAAAACAUUCUCUUGUUGCGAAUGAAAAAGGUGAAAUAUUCAGGAUUGGCUUUGAUUCAUAA